Apaloderma vittatum (bar-tailed trogon) is the source of this 2649-nucleotide messenger RNA. RefSeq names its product spermatid perinuclear RNA binding protein (gene STRBP). Gene Ontology annotation, cellular component: precatalytic spliceosome. NCBI's taxonomy places the organism in Eukaryota, Metazoa, Chordata, Aves, Trogoniformes, Trogonidae. Bases 174 to 2192 code for a protein of 672 amino acids. The transcript has 17 exons. The record is from RefSeq and is a predicted model, not a curated record. Gene Ontology annotation, molecular function: double-stranded RNA binding; single-stranded RNA binding.
GUGAAUUACAGAAAGUGACUCCCAGAGCAUCUUGGCUCUAUGAACUCUUGAGCUGUCAAGGGACUGAGAGGCUUAUGAAGAGGUUCUGUCAGGCAAAACAGUGCUUAGCAAAGACACCAAGGAGGAGGGAAAAGGAGAAAGGGUGGGAGAGAGAGCUGAAACACUAACAAACCAUGAGAUCUAUCCGAUCUUUUGCUAAUGAUGACCGCCAUGUAAUGGUGAAACAUUCAACCAUUUAUCCAUCUCCAGAGGAACUUGAAGCUGUCCAAAACAUGGUAUCAACUGUAGAAUGUGCCCUUAAACAUGUCUCUGACUGGAUGGAUGAAAAGAACAAGUCUACCAAAUGUGAAGGUGAUGUGGAUGCAAAGGAGGAAGCUGCAGAAAGCAGUGCCAAGGAUCAAGGCGGUCGGACGUUGUGUGGUGUUAUGAGAAUUGGCUUGGUUGCAAAGGGCUUGCUGAUAAAAGAUGAUAUGGAUCUGGAGCUGGUUCUCAUGUGCAAAGAAAAACCCACAAAGACCUUGUUAUGUGUAGUUAAAGACAAUCUCCCAGCUCAAAUUCAGAAACUUACAGAAGAGAAGUAUCUCGUGGAGGAGCAUGUAAAUGAGGCAGCUAUUAUUAUUCGUAACACAAAGGAGCCCAAGCUAACUUUGAAGGUGAUACUUACGUCCCCUCUCAUUCGAGAUGAAGCAGAGAAGAAGGAAGGAGUAGAUAAUGUUGCGAUGAAAGAUCCUCCGGACUUAUUGGACAGGCAGAAAUGCCUGGAGGCCUUGGCGUCUCUGCGGCACGCCAAAUGGUUUCAGGCCAGGGCAAAUGGACUAAAAUCAUGUGUAAUUGUCCUUCGUAUUCUGCGGGAUUUGUGCAACAGAGUCCCCACAUGGGCACCACUGAAAGGAUGGCCGCUCGAGCUUAUAUGUGAAAAAUCUAUAGGUACGUGUAAUAGACCUUUGGGCGCUGGGGAAGCGUUGCGACGAGUGAUGGAGUGUUUGGCAUCCGGAAUUCUGCUUCCCGGAGGCCCUGGCCUGCAUGAUCCCUGUGAGCGGGAGCCAACAGAUGCGUUGUCUUACAUGACAGUUCAGCAAAAAGAAGCCAUUACACACAGCGCUCAGCAUGCCCUCAGAUUAUCAGCCUUUGGUCAGAUCUAUAAGGUUUUGGAAAUGGAUCCCCUCCCAUCAAAUAAGUCAUUUCAGAAAUAUUCCUGGUCAGUAACUGACAAAGAAGGUACAGGCUCAUCUGCUCUUAAGAGACCGUUUGAAGAUAGUGUCGGCGAUGAUAAAGAUCCAAAUAAAAAGAUGAAGCGUAAUCUGAGGAAAAUACUAGAUAGUAAAGCAAUAGAUCUCAUGAAUGCUCUGAUGAGGCUGAACCAAAUCAGGCCAGGGCUUCAGUAUAAGCUGCUGUCACAGUCUGGUCCAGUGCACGCCCCAGUCUUCACAAUGUCUGUAGAUGUUGACGGUACGACGUACGAAGCAUCAGGACCUUCUAAGAAAACAGCCAAGCUCCAUGUGGCAGUGAAGGUUUUACAAGCGAUGGGAUAUCCAACUGGUUUUGACGCAGAUGUGGAAUGUGUGAGUUCCGAUGAAAAAUCAGAUACUGAAGGUAAAAACGAAACAACAUCUUCAAUCUCAAGCAAUAAUACUGGAAAUUCCACAGCCGACACCUCCGCUACCCUAGAGGUAAGAACUCAGGGUCCUAUACUCACAGCAAGUGGCAAAAACCCAGUGAUGGAGCUCAAUGAGAAAAGAAGAGGUCUGAAGUAUGAGCUCAUCUCGGAGACAGGUGGAAGCCAUGACAAGCGCUUUGUGAUGGAGGUAGAAGUAGACGGGCAGAAGUUCAGAGGGGCAGGCCCAAAUAAGAAAGUAGCAAAAGCAAGUGCUGCACUAGCAGCACUUGAAAAAUUGUUUUCUGGGCCUAAUGCAGCAAACAACAAGAAAAAGAAGAUUCUUCCUCAGACUAAAGGGGUUGUCAAUACAGCGGUUUCAGCAGCAGUCCAGGCUGUUCGAGGCAGAGGACGCGGUGCUUUAGCACGAGGGGCAUUUGUUGGGGCAGCUGCUGCUACUGGAUACAUAACACCAGGCUACGGAGCACCGUAUGGCUACAGUACAGCUGCACCAGCUUACGGUUUACCCAAGAGAAUGGUUCUGUUACCAGUUAUGAAAUUCCCAACUUAUCCUGUUCCCCACUACUCAUUCUUUUAGCAAAUGGCAGAAGCUAAUUCCCAUUGAUUGAACACCACAGUACAGUACAGAAUGUUAGAAGAAAAAAAGCCUUUUUAUCCUGUUUUCUUUGAACACAUACUUGAGCAAAGUCAUUUGUAAAGAAACAUCUUUUUCCUACUUUUUGAUUUUAACAAAAUGCAAAUUUAGUUCUCUAAAACUUGAAAAACUGUUCUGUGAAAUGUUACCUCAUUUUCAAAUAACUUAUACCAGCCUUCUGUUAUAGGGAAGAACUAGAAGCUUAAAUCUUACGUUUUAAAUGAAGUAUCCGAUUAUGUAAAAUUAAAUUUGUGAAGGAUGUAUAGAAUAUAAAACACUGAUCACAAAUAAACUGUUUUGUUGUAACACAAGAGUACUGCCUGUUUCCUAAUGCAGUCACACAGAUCCAGUUAACAACCUUUACUCGUUGUAGGGUUAUUAAUGCAGGGCAUAGUUCUUU